AUGGAGGAAUCAAAGGCUGCCCAGACAAUGGAGAAAGAAAAGGAAAUGCUCAAACACAGUCCGUUUUCAAAAAGCGCUCUUAAUGAGGCGAGCUUGCCAAGUCUACCAGCUGCAGCCCCUGUAAACCAAGAGCCCGGUGAAGAAAGGCGCAGGGGGUGGGGAGGCGGGGAGGGCGGCGGGUCUAGGAGGACAGCCAGAGCCCAGAAACAGCCGUUGUCCCCUGGCAAAAGAGGCCCAGUGCUGAGCCCUGGGCAAGUGUCUCCAGACAUCCCUACCUUUUCCCCCUUCAUUAAGUUUUCUUUCCCAACAGAACCCAUUUCCUUUGCCACUAAAACUAGGUUGCAUCCAAAAGUUUCUCACAAGCUUAAAAAAGAAAAAUUGACACCAUUAUACAGAAGAAGUCACAAAAGCUGCAGAGCUCCAGGGCAGAGAAGCAGCGACAGACACAGCUUUCCAAAUCAACUGGGCUCUAUGUUGUCAUUUUGGAGAAACCGAGGUACAGGAAAAGGAUUUGACCUAAGAAUGCGGGAGAAGCUGAGAGCAGGGGCUGGAGCAGCCUCAGGACAUCUUGGGUUUGGAGUCCAUUUGCUCCAUUUGAAGGAGGUGCAAAAGCUGACAAAGAGCUACUGUUUGCUUUCUUUAGGGGCCUGAUGAGAAGAAAUAAUAGGCCACUGGUAAGGUCUCCUAGGCUAAGCAGAGGCACAGCCACGGGAAGGAGCUGCUAGCCCUUCUUGCUAAAGCAUGCAGCAUGCACACAAGACUGGAGAAUCUGAUGGACUCUAAGAAGG
Grammomys surdaster is the source of this 788-nucleotide messenger RNA. RefSeq lists its product as uncharacterized. The record is from RefSeq and is a predicted model, not a curated record. NCBI's taxonomy places the organism in Eukaryota, Metazoa, Chordata, Mammalia, Rodentia, Muridae. The coding region runs from base 1 to 651 and encodes 216 amino acids. The transcript is spliced from 5 exons.